UAGGAUUCUUAGUGCCCAUUCCAGCCGAUCACCAACCCUGAAUCAGAAGUCUGUAAAACUUAAAAGUAAUUUCAUAGAGAAAGAGAGAGGUGUGUGUGUUCAUCAGCUAGGGUUUCGUUUGUAAUUAUCCAGUUUAGCAAAGAAGAUCAGUAACAGCACAAAAAUGUGGCCUUUUUGGUGGAAAGGAGCAUCUGGCUUCUCAGCUCAUUCCACAGCUGAAGAAGUCACUCACGGAAUCGAUGGUACUGGUCUCACCGCAAUUGUCACAGGAGCAUCAAGUGGUAUUGGAGAAGAGACAACUCGUGUUCUUGCUCUUCGCGGUGUUCAUGUCGUAAUGGCUGUAAGAAACACAGAUUCUGGUAAUCAAGUCAGAGCAAAGAUACUUAAGGACACACCCGAAGCUAAGAUUGAUGUAAUGAAGCUAGAUCUUAGCUCAAUGGCUUCCGUCAGGAGCUUUGCAUCACAAUACAAGUCCUUGGACCUUCCAUUGAAUCUUCUCAUUAAUAAUGCAGGGAUCAUGGCAUGUCCCUUCACGCUUUCAAGCGACAACAUCGAGUUACAGUUUGCAACCAAUCAUUUGGGUCAUUUUCUGUUGACGAACCUUCUUUUGGAUACGAUGAAGAAAACAGCUAAUGAAAGCAACAGUGAAGGAAGGAUUGUCAUUCUCUCAUCUGAAGGUCAUCGAUAUGCUUACCGGGAAGGGAUUCGUUUUGACAAAAUAAAUGACGAAGCAAGUUACAAUACUAUUCAAGCAUAUGGGCAGUCAAAGCUAUGUAACAUAUUGCACGCAACUGAGCUCGCUAGGCAGUUCAAGGAACAAGGUGUGAAUAUCACUGCCAAUUCACUUCAUCCCGGAUCCAUUAUGACCAAUCUGUUACGCUACCAUAGCUUCAUAAAUACACUUGGCAACGCGGUGGGCAAGUUUGUGCUUAAAAGUAUCCCACAGGGAGCUGCAACCACAUGUUACGCAGCGCUACAUCCUCAAGCAAAGGGAGUGAGUGCGGAGUACUUGAUGGACAACAACAUAUCUAACCCUAAUUCUCAGGGUAAAGACACAGAUUUGGCCAAGAAACUAUGGGAGUUUAGUUUGACUCUAACUGGUGAAGAAGAAUCAUAGAUUUGUUUGCAAAGUACAGUCUUAAAGAAAAGAGUUCUGGUGUGAAUGUGGGAGCAUGAAAUGAUAUGCUGGUUCAGUUGUGAAGACAAAGUUUUCUCCUUUUUAUUUGAAUAAAAAGUUUGGUACAUAUAUAAUA
Molecule: messenger RNA, 1253 nt
Organism: Raphanus sativus (radish)
Lineage: Eukaryota; Viridiplantae; Streptophyta; Magnoliopsida; Brassicales; Brassicaceae
Product: short-chain dehydrogenase TIC 32, chloroplastic
Exons: 8
Coding region: 164-1117 (317 amino acids)
Source: RefSeq, a predicted model, not a curated record